This is a messenger RNA of Dreissena polymorpha, 959 nucleotides long. RefSeq lists its product as uncharacterized. The record is from RefSeq and is a predicted model, not a curated record. The transcript has 3 exons. Gene Ontology annotation, cellular component: membrane. Bases 1 to 693 code for a protein of 230 amino acids. Lineage: Eukaryota; Metazoa; Mollusca; Bivalvia; Myida; Dreissenidae.
AUGAAGACGAAAAGUGUAACAAUUCAAACACCGGAUGCUACGUCGAGAGUGGAGCACAAACGGUUGCCGGACGUUAAAACACCAAACGCGAACUCGAUGUUGCACAAUUGCCCGUGCAAGAUUACGUCAGUUUACAUCGCGGCCUCAUUGGCGGUCCUCGUGCUCGCCGCAAUUGCGUUCACUGUUGCCAUGACAACCAAGAACUGGAGCGCCAGUGGAACCCGGAUGAGAAUGGGAUUGUGGGACUACUGCAUCAUAGAACGCGGCAAUAUCACCUGGACGUGUCACCCUGUAAAUACAGAUUUCAGCGUGGCGACGCAGGCGUUUUCUAUUCUGUCGGCGAUGUGCUACGCCUGUAUCAGUGUGCUGUAUUUCCUGUAUCUCGUGUUCAGCCUCAAGAAGUCCAGGCCGCUCGUUAUAGCCAUGUGUCUUGUAGUCUUUGCCACUGUCAGCCUUAACAUAAUGACACUGAUAGUGUAUGCGACCAAGAAUCGUGAAAUGUUCCUGAAAAUCGAGAAGAACUAUUUUCCCGGCGGAAGGCUUGACGACCUUUAUCUUUCCUGGUCAUAUUAUUUCGCGAUCACAUCCACCAUCAUGGCGACCGUUGCUGGCGUCUUGUUCUACUUGGAAUUCAAGCAGUUGACGUUUCACGCACUAUACAACGUGCCUUCAGACCAGACUUUGCAGUGCUGAGUUUAAUAUAAAUAAUAAAUCUUAAAAGCUUGGGAGAAAAUGAGAGCAAAUAAAUAACAAAUUAAUGUUUAUUGAAUUGCUGUUUCAGGCAUUUGCUUGCCCACUUGCAUAGGGAGAUAAAAUAUCGCAUGGGCUUUUUAUUUGUGUAUGUAUGAUGUAUGAAUCGGUCUUCAUGAAGAAUGUGUACGUGGUACCCCGUACAGAACUAGUUCAUAAUUUUUACCUUGUUGAUUCAUCGCCGUUGUACAUGUUUUCUAUAAUUCGAA